Molecule: messenger RNA, 585 nt
Organism: Aspergillus homomorphus CBS 101889
Lineage: Eukaryota; Fungi; Ascomycota; Eurotiomycetes; Eurotiales; Aspergillaceae
Exons: 2
Coding region: 1-585 (194 amino acids)
Source: RefSeq, a predicted model, not a curated record
AUGUCCAACAAGCAAGACUGCCCGUCACUUCGCGAGCCAGCUGCGUCUCCACCUGCAGCCUGCACUAUACCUCCAGCACCGCUGACAGAGCGUAACCUCUGUGUUCACGAAGAGCUCAGCGAGAUGCAUCUCCUCUCGGACCCAACCAUUCCUUCAUGGAUCGACUCUCUCAUCGCAGAGGAGCGUAUUCAUGUCUUCCACUCCCAGCUCGGCUUUUCCCUUUCCGACCCUGACGCUGCUCCCAGCGAUGAUAUCGCGUCAGAGGGGGAGCAGCUCUCUCAAGCAGUCUACACUGCUUCCACCUGUCCACCGAAGGUCGAAUCAGCUUCUAGCGCCAACAAUCAGCUUCCAAGUUCACUGAAGCUCUUUGAGAACAAAAUUGCAAUGGACCAGAAAAGCAUAAAUCGCGAGACGCCGCUGGAACGCUUCCUUACGCCGGGAUACAGUGACCCGUGCUUCUAUGCGAAGCCUGCGUUGGCGAAUGCGGGCAUCCAGCCGGGAACUUCAGAGGGAAGGGAGAAAAGAAAGCAAAUGGCGAAAGAGAAUGUAGAGCUCGUUGUCUCUAGGAGGGUGGACUCUCCAUGA